Molecule: messenger RNA, 309 nt
Organism: Volvox carteri f. nagariensis
Lineage: Eukaryota; Viridiplantae; Chlorophyta; Chlorophyceae; Chlamydomonadales; Volvocaceae
Exons: 1
Coding region: 1-309 (102 amino acids)
Source: RefSeq, a predicted model, not a curated record
AUGACGGAACCAUCGGACGCGACGCAGAGUUUCCGAGACGUGCAAAUGGGGACGAGAGGCCAUCCCGGGCAGCCGAUCACAGCUGGCGCGCAGCUUGGCGCGGGGCCGGCAGUGUUUGACGCGCUCAAGCUCAACGACGUGGGGGCGGCCUGUGCCGCUGAGCAGAUGGCCAGCGCUGCGCCCUGGCUGGAAGCGGCCCUCGGCUACAAGACACCGGACGGCGUGCAGCAGCUUACGAUACAGGGCGUGUCAUACCAGAAGUUCCAAGCCGGAGGACUUCACAGUGCGGCUGUCGGAACUUCCCCGUAG